GCGGCCGGUCACCCACGCCACGCCGCUGCUGUUCUUCCUCGCGCCCCCUCCACCCCUUCUCGCUCGUAGGUGCCGCCGGAGCUUGCUUUUGGGGAGGUCGUGCGGCAUGAUCUGCUGACCGCCCCCAAAUCAACCCCGCGCAUCGUCGUCGUCCAGUCCGGCGAGGAGGAGGAGGGGAGGAACCAGAAAUGUCUUGCUGCGGAGGCGCCGAGGAGGACAGCUACGGCCCGCCGGCCAAUCAGGCGGCUCCACCACCCAAUGCCAACGCCCCCGGCAACAGAGGCGGGCCGAGGGGCCCGGGCGCGCCCAGGACUGGGGGGCCCGCCAAGCCCGUCAGCAUCGACGUGCCUGCCAUACCCUUCGACGAGCUCAAGAAGAUCACCAACAACUUCAGCGACCGCGCCCUCAUCGGCGAGGGCUCGUACGGCCGCGUCUACAACGCCACGCUCAGCGACGGCCGCGCCGCCGUCAUCAAGAAGCUCGACCCCAGCGCCUCGCAGGACUCCGACUCCGACUUCGCCGCGCAGAUAGCGAUGGUCUCCAAGCUCAAGAACGAGUACUUCCUCGAGCUCCUGGGCUACUGCUUAGAGGAUGGCAACCGCAUGCUGGCCUAUCAGUUCGCCACGAUGGGUUCCUUGCAUAACAUUCUACACGGGAAGAAAGGAGUUCAGGGCGCCGAGCCCGGGCCGGUCCUGAACUGGAUGCAGCGAGUGAAGAUAGCUUACGGAGCGGCGAGAGGGCUAGAGUACCUCCACGAGAAAGUCCAGCCGUCGAUCGUGCAUCGAGACAUCCGGUCCAGCAACGUUCUCAUCUUCGACGAGUUCAGCUCCAAGAUCGCUGAUUUCAACCUGACCAACCAGGGGACCGACACCGCUGCCCGGUUGCACUCCACUCGUGUGCUAGGGACGUUUGGGUACCAUGCCCCAGAGUACGCUAUGACGGGCCAAAUCAACCAGAAGAGCGACGUCUACAGUUUUGGCGUGAUUCUCCUGGAGCUACUGACAGGAAGGAAACCGGUCGAUCACACCAUGCCCAAAGGGCAGCAAAGUCUUGUUACUUGGGCCACUCCAAGGUUGAGCGAAGACAAAGUAAAGCAGUGUGUUGACCCCAAGCUCAACAGCGACUACCCUCCAAAGGCUGUCGCAAAGCUGGCAGCAGUUGCAGCGUUGUGCGUCCAGUAUGAAUCCGACUUCCGACCGAACAUGACCAUCGUCGUGAAGGCGAUCCAGCCGCUUCUAAAUGCUCCUAAACCAGCCGCUCCAGCAGCGCCGCAAUCCUGAUCGAUCAGAUGAGAGAAUAAUGCAUCCUUGCUCCAUCAGUCCAGCGCCUAUGCUUCUGUAAAAAACCACUAAUCUACCAGUACUGCAGGAUACAUAUAGG
Molecule: messenger RNA, 1380 nt
Organism: Panicum hallii
Lineage: Eukaryota; Viridiplantae; Streptophyta; Magnoliopsida; Poales; Poaceae
Product: probable protein kinase At2g41970
Exons: 9
Coding region: 189-1280 (363 amino acids)
Biological process (GO): protein phosphorylation
Molecular function (GO): protein tyrosine kinase activity; ATP binding
Source: RefSeq, a predicted model, not a curated record